CGCGGCCCAGGCGGCACCGGCGAGGCCGUUCGGGAGUCCGGGCUGCAGCCGCAGCCGCAGCCGCAGCAGGGCCGACAUGACUGCAGCUCCCCAGGAGCCCCCUGCCCAGCCUCCCCAGGCGGGCAGUGGAAUUGGCCGGGCCCCUGGGCGCGCCAUGCGCAGCACCACACUACUGGCACUGCUGGCGCUGGUCCUGCUCUACUUGGUGUCCGGUGCCCUGGUGUUCCAGGCCCUGGAGCAGCCCCAUGAGCAGCAGGCCCAAAGGGAGCUGGGGGAGGUGCGAGAGAAGUUCCUGAGGGCCCAUCCCUGUGUGAGCGACCAGGACCUGGGGCUCUUCAUCAAGGAGGUGGCUGAUGCCCUGGGAGAGGGUGCGAACCCUGACACCAACUCAACUAGUAACAGCAACCACUCGGCCUGGGACCUGGGCAGCGCCUUUUUCUCAGGCACCAUCAUCACCACCAUCGGCUAUGGCAACGCCGCCCUGCGCACUGAUGCCGGGCGCCUCUUCUGCAUCUUUUAUGCCCUGGUGGGGAUCCCGCUGUUCGGGAUUCUGCUGGCAGGGGUCGGGGACCGGCUGGGCUCCUCCCUCCGCCGCGGCAUCGGUCACAUCGAAGCCGUCUUUCUGAAGUGGCACGUGCCACCGGAGCUGGUGCGAAUUCUAUCAGCGGUGCUCUUCCUGUUGAUCGGCUGCCUGCUCUUUGUCCUCACGCCCACGUUCAUCUUCUGCUAUGUGGAGGGCUGGAGCAAGCUGGAAGCCAUCUACUUCGUCGUGGUGACGCUCACCACGGUGGGCUUCGGAGACUACGUGGCCGGCGCCAGUCCCAACCAGAACUCUGCAGCCUACCAGCCUCUGGUGUGGUUCUGGAUCCUACUCGGCCUGGCCUACUUCGCCUCAGUGCUCACCACCAUCGGGAACUGGCUGCGAGUCGUGUCCCGCCGCACCCGGGCAGAGAUGGGCGGCCUCACGGCGCAGGCCGCCAGCUGGACCGGCACGGUGACCGCGCGGGUGACCCAGCGAGUAGGUCCCCCGGCACCACCGCCGCAGGAGAAGGAGCGGCCACCCCUGCCUCCACCGCCGUGCCCAGCGCAGCCCGCCAGCAGGCCACUAUCCCCUGUGGCCCCGGAGAAGACCGAGCCACCCUCGCCGCCCUCGCCGCCCUCGCCGCCCACGCCACCCACGCCGCCCACGGCCUCGGCGCUGGACUACCCCAGCGAGAAUCUUGCCUUCAUCGACGAGUCCUCGGACACGCAGAGCGAGCGCGGCUGCGCACUGCCCCGCGCGCCACGGGGUCGCCGCCGGCCCCUCAACGCCCCCAGGAAGCCCGCGCGGCCCCGGGGCCCCGGGCGCCCCCGGGACAAAGGCGUGUCCUCGUAGGGGCAGGACCCCGGCCCGGGCCUCUCAAAGGGCUUCGUUCUUGCCCUCUCCCCGGCAUGCUCUGCUUGUUUGACCAAAGAGCCCUCUCUCGACCGGACUGAAACCUGGGGAGGAGGCUACGGGGUUGCUUGACUGCCGCCCCUUGCUCCUGGCCCUCUCCUCACUUCAUCCAUUUCCAGACCCCCCAAGGCUUUCUGUCUCGCUGUACCGGCUGGGCCUGUCCCUCACAACACCUCACAACUGUGCCUCAAAGCCUGCAUCAAUAAACGAAAACAGUCUG
This is a messenger RNA of Sus scrofa (pig), 1655 nucleotides long. It is a transcript of the gene KCNK4, whose product is annotated as potassium two pore domain channel subfamily K member 4. Gene Ontology annotation, biological process: stabilization of membrane potential; potassium ion transmembrane transport. The record is from RefSeq and is a predicted model, not a curated record. Lineage: Eukaryota; Metazoa; Chordata; Mammalia; Artiodactyla; Suidae. Gene Ontology annotation, cellular component: plasma membrane. Gene Ontology annotation, molecular function: outward rectifier potassium channel activity; potassium ion leak channel activity.